Durotheca rogersii is the source of this 942-nucleotide messenger RNA. RefSeq names its product glycoside hydrolase family 43 protein. The record is from RefSeq and is a predicted model, not a curated record. Gene Ontology annotation, molecular function: hydrolase activity, hydrolyzing O-glycosyl compounds. The coding region runs from base 1 to 942 and encodes 313 amino acids. NCBI's taxonomy places the organism in Eukaryota, Fungi, Ascomycota, Sordariomycetes, Xylariales, Xylariaceae. The transcript is spliced from 5 exons. Gene Ontology annotation, biological process: carbohydrate metabolic process.
AUGAAGACACCUAUACUCGUCCGUCUCGCGGUGCUUGCUUCGUGGUUGGACGUGGGCUCUGCCACGUCUCGAGUGUACGUCCCGAAGAAGAGAUACCCCUUGGAGUGGGACCCGGGAGCUGUCGGCACGAACAAGACGACCGAUGAGACCUACCUGCUCGAACCCCACAAUGCCGAGUCGCGAGUCGUCUUCAACCCGGAUCCUAACAGCGGAAUGCCCUGGUCGACCAACCUGUGGGCGCCCGAAGUGUACAACAUCGCCAACAAUUGGUACAUCAUCUUCACCGCCGCGCCAGACGACGACGAGCCGCCGCCGCUCCUCGACGCCCUUUGCGAGGAUAACUGUCCCGCGAUCAACCACCGGAUGUUCGUCCUCGCAGGGGACGGGCCCGACCCGUGGACGGCGGACUUCAGCAAGAGGUCUAUGCUCGACACGUACGGCCAGUUCGCGGUCGACGGGACGUACCUGCGGGUGGGCGACGGGCUCUACCACCCGUCGAACCUAUGCGUUACGCAGAUGUCGGACCCGACGCGGGUAAACUCGACGCUAACGAACCCGCGGACGGGGCAGCACUUCGUGGUGUAUUCGGCGGCGCGCUUUAAUACGCCGUACUACUGCCUCGGCCUACUCGAGCUCGUCGGCGACGACCCGCUCAACGACCGGGACUGGCGCAAGCACCGCGACGGCUGCGUCUUCCACCAGAACCCCGCCGAGCGCAUCUGCGGCACCGGCCACGCCAGCUUCACCACCUCCCCCGACGGCUCCGAGACCUACGUCGUCUACCACGCCGAGACCGAGGUCGACCCCGGCCCCCAGAUCUACCGCACCGCCCGCGUCCAGCGCAUCGACUGGGACCCGCAGACCGGCCGCCCCGUCUUCCCCAAGGCCGGGAAUGGCCCGUUCCCCGUGCCCCCGGGCCAGCAGACCUUGCCGAGCGGAUAG